GAUCAUCCUGGCCCGGGCCAACGCGAAGCGAGGAACCGGGGAUUCCGUCUGUACCCCCUUUCUGUCAAACACCUUUAAUACCCAGUACCCUCCUGAUCCGGAUCUCUAGAGUCCCACCUUUCAGCCUCUAAAUUACCGGACCCGUUAACCGUGGCUGUGUGCUCGGUGUCACGUUUAAGGACUGUCGGACAAACCAGCUCCUGGUCUGAGGAGCACUGCUGCAGCCUUGCGUCAAAGCCAGCUAACGCUAAACCGGGGUAGGACAAGUCAGCAAUAAAGACCGGUAUCAGCCACGUUACCUCGAGUCAGCCAGACCAGCAGACGGGGUUAUUUUUGGCACGGUCGGCUGUGCGUGCACAUGAGGUAGUCCAGCAUCUAGACCUGUCAGUGUUACAGAAAAACCACCAGACAGGCAAUCCGGUUUUUAUUUAUAGGGAUUGCGUUUCAUCUGAUCCGCUAUUUAAAACCUGAAGACUACAGAAACAGGACACCUCGGUUAAUCGACUUAUAUUAAAGGGGGCCUCACAGCUCUCAUAUGAGGCCCAGCUGAAAAGAUGGACCUGAAUUUUUAUUCGGAUUUAACGGAUGGUACCGGGCAGCACGACGGGGAUCCAGAGUUCCUGGAUCCGCAGUCAUUCAAUGGAUUUGACACAGACAACAAGGCUUUAAUGUUUCAGUUCCCUGGAGGAAGUGACAACUACCUGACCAUAGCAGGGUCCAGCCAUCCCUUCCUCUCCUCUUCAGAGACCUUCCACACUCCCAGCCUCGGCGAUGAAGAGUUUGAGAUCCCCCCGAUCUCUCUGGACCCGGACUCGGCCCUCACCGUGUCGGACGUGGUGUCACAUUUCGGGGAGCUGUCGGACACCGGCCCCUCCGACAGCGUGGUGGUCUCCGGGAAUGCCGUGGUGGAAGGCGACGACCCCUCGUUCGCCUCCACCUUCGUCAGCGCGCCCUCGCAGGGGCUGGAGCACCUGAGUCUGGGGGUCAUGAACCAGUCGGGGGGAAGCACUCUGCUGGGCUCGUCUCUGGGGAUGGAUCUGGGACAUCCAAUCGGCUCUCAGUUCAGCAGCUCGUCCCCGGUCACCAUCGAUGUCCCACUUGGGGACAUGAGUCAGGGUCUGCUGGGCUCCAACCAGCUGACCACUAUUGACCAAUCAGAGCUCAGCGCUCAGCUGGGGCUCGGCCUGGGAGGAGGGAACAUGUUACAGCGCUCACAGUCACCCGACAACCCAAUGUCGGCCACGGCGUCGCCCACCAGCUCGCUGCAGGAUGACGACAUGGACGACUUCAGGAGGAGCGUCCUGGUCGAGUCGCCUGUCUCUCUGGCCGUCUCUCCCGGCGUCAUCUCCCUGGACCCGUCCCUCUCCGAGUCCCCAACUCCCAGCAUCUCUCCGGCCGUCGGACGGAAAGGAGGAGCGGGCAGAGGGAAGAAAGGGAAGACGAAGAAAGACCCAAACGAGCCGCAGAAACCCGUGUCGGCCUACGCUCUGUUCUUCAGGGACACUCAGGCGGCCAUCAAAGGACAGAAUCCCAACGCCACGUUCGGAGAGGUUUCGAAGAUAGUGGCGUCCAUGUGGGACAGCCUGGGGGAAGAGCAGAAGCAGGUUUACAAGAGGAAAAACGAAGCUGCAAAGAAGGACUACUUAAAGGCGCUGGCAGAGUACAAAUCCAGGAAAUCUUCUCAGGCUCCUAUUGAAGUCAUGGACACCUCGCCUUCGCCUCCAUCUCCAUCUCCAUCUCCGUCUCCAUCUCCAGCCCCUCCUCCCACCAUCAUAGCUUCUCCCGCCUCUGCCCUGGCUGCUCGCGCCACCCGCUCCCAGCACUACAACCCCGAGGAGAACACUAUCACCAACAUCUGCACCUCCAACAUCAUCCUGGACCUCCCUCAGGUCACCACCCGCUCCCGCACCGGCGCCAUCAAACCCCAACCUCCACCUCUCCCCGCUCCCCCUAACCCCCCCACCGUCACCAAGAUCGUCAUCAAGCACACCACGCUGCCCUCCGGUGGCGUUUCCGUCACGGCGACAGCCGCCUCCUCGCCGCGCCAGCCUCCGCCUCUGCAGCAGAUGCAGAGCACCCCUCCUCCUCCGCGGCUGCAGCAGAUGGUGCACGCUCAGGCUCCGCCCCCUCUGCAGGCCAAACCGCGAGGAGCAGGAGCGGCUGCCGCUACGGCUCCACCUCCGCUGCAGAUCAAAAUCGCCCCGUUGGCGAGGCAGACGGAAGUGCCGAUCAUUGUGACAUCAUCGGGUGACGCCUCCUCGAUGGAGGUGGGACAUGCGGGUGAUGCGGAGGCAGCGGAGGCAGAAGAAGGGAUGGAGGUGGAGGUGAACGUCGCCCCCGUCCCCAGCAUGACCCCGACCGCCAGCCUCAACGUGUGUGUGCGCGCCGGCUGCAACAAUCCGGCUGUGGACAGCAAAGACUGGGACAAGGAGUACUGCAGCAACGAGUGUGUCGCCACACACUGCAGAGACGUGUUCAUGGCCUGGUGCUCCAUCCGUGGUCAGAACUCCACCACCGUCACAUAGGGAGAAAGAAAACCGACGGAGGACUGCUACACGGGGAAGAGAACGGACAAACAAAUGACACAAGAAAUGCAAAAACAUGAGAAACUGAGGAACGAAUGAUGAAGGAUCCGGCUCAGGUAUCGGCCCAGAACAGAACAGUUUGUCUUAUCAUGGGAGGAAUGAGAACAAAGAGGGGGAACAUUUGAAAGCUACUACGCUUGAUGAUUCUGUGAUUGAUUAAACGCCCUGGCGCCCUCAUACUCGGGGAUUUCAUCUCACAGCGAGGACAGACGGAUGAAGACAUAAGGAGACUUGCCUCCCUCAGACGUCCCCACUGAUCAUCUCUUCUGUGAUUUGAAGACUCAGACUUUCUAUGAAUAUAAAAUUGGAUCAUUUUCUACAGACUUCUGGUGUUUUUAAUUAUGAGGACAAAAAGAAGCGCAGGAAGUCACGCUCCUGCAGAUGAACUCGGUUAAUUUUAUUUAAAUAACUCGGCCUCUUUUGAGUUUGCUCUUCCCUUUACUGUUACAUCAAAAAUGAAAUCUGAGAAUCCUUUUUUGUGUCAUUUUUUUCUUGUAAACGGGUCGGCGGCUGCUUCACGGUACAGACGAACAACAACUGGACAAAGCACAAACAGUCGUGGAGUCAUGAAGCGGCGGGGUUGAACAUGUCAGGUGUCAAACGAGUUUCCUCCUGAAGCUCGCCAAAAGACUAAAGCUAGCGUCAUUCAUACGGUUUGAAUGUUUCUGAACAGGUGCUAAAAUUCAGGAAAGGAAAUCGCUCUAUCGUUCUCUCUGCUUUCAUCUCUUCCUGAAACACCCCGCCACAAUAAGAGCAUUUUUUAAUACGUGGUGCAUAUUUUGUUUUAUGACAAACAUUUGUGGUGAAAUGUGUUUGAGGAUAACAAAAAAAAAAAGUAAAGAAAAUAUAUGAAUGAACUAAAACACACCAGCUUCAAUAAUACUUCAGUGAGGGGAAAGGGAAUACAGAACUCAAGCUUUACUUUUCAAAACAACACUGUUUUAAUUUAAGAAACUGCUGUCAGGUCUGCUAAAUUAUGGAGGAAGGGACGCUCAUGUCUCCAAAAUAAUACUGUUCACAGUCGCAGAGAAGAUCAUGCUGGUUGAUUGUAGAUAUCCUGGAAAUGUUUGUAAUUGUGAAAUAAAAUAUUUUAUGUUUUAAUACA
Molecule: messenger RNA, 3690 nt
Organism: Notolabrus celidotus (New Zealand spotty)
Lineage: Eukaryota; Metazoa; Chordata; Actinopteri; Labriformes; Labridae
Gene: tox4b
Product: TOX high mobility group box family member 4 b
Exons: 9
Coding region: 555-2525 (656 amino acids)
Biological process (GO): regulation of transcription by RNA polymerase II
Cellular component (GO): nucleus
Molecular function (GO): chromatin DNA binding
Source: RefSeq, a predicted model, not a curated record